Messenger RNA from Mollisia scopiformis, 654 nucleotides. Its product is annotated as DUF1223-domain-containing protein. The record is from RefSeq and is a predicted model, not a curated record. Lineage: Eukaryota; Fungi; Ascomycota; Leotiomycetes; Helotiales; Mollisiaceae. The transcript has a single exon. The coding region runs from base 1 to 654 and encodes 217 amino acids.
AUGGAAACUAAGGGAGAUUUAACAGUCGUCGAACUCUUUCAGUCGCAAUCCUGCUCUUCCUGUCCGCCAGCCAACACGCACCUUCUCAAUACCAUCCAAUCAGACUCCACCAACGCGCUCCUCUUAACGUACGAAGUGACAUACUGGAAUCACCUCUCCUGGGUAGAUACAUUCUCUAAUCCGCGAUGGGAUGAACGGCAGCGGAACUAUGUUCGUGCAAUGGGCCUGAGAUCUCCUUUUACCCCGCAGGUCAUUGUCGAUGGUGGUGCAAAGAAGUUGGACGGAGGGUGGUGGAACGUUGAGAAGACUUUGGGGAUGAGGGAAAUGAAUGGAGGAGAGAUGGUCAAGUUGGCGAUUUCGAAUUCAACCAUGGGAGGAGGAAAGACCGUUGAGGUCGAUGGAAGUGAGACAGGCGCAGCUUUGGUAGAAGUCGUUUGGUACGAAAUUGAGCCGGCUCCAGUGAAGGUUUUGAGAGGCGAAAAUCGUGGGGUAACGAUCCCGCAUCGAAAUGUUGUUCGAGAUCUUCAACUUAUUGGAAGAUGGGAAGGAGGUGUUGAAAGAUUCGAGUUGCCAGAAAAGAGACACGGUCUGGAAAUGGCGAUCUUGAUACAGAAGGAGCGUGACGGCCAUAUUCUGGGAGCCAUGCGUGUAUAG